AUGGGCGAUGGGGGGGUCGCCCAAGCAGCGGCGAAGGAGGUAGACGCGUAUAAACUGCUUCACCUACUAAACAGGAUUCUCCUUCUGAGCAGAGAGGCCGAGGGGUCCUCCGAAGCGGAGACGACCAUAUGGGAGUGUCCCACCUUUUUAAGCCUCCUCGGUUUCAUCAAGUUAAAAAUGCCGUCGUUUAACAUCCACGAGAUGUUCCUCUUGGCCUUGUGUUUCUCCAAAAUACAGUUCAUGCCUCAGAUGCUAAUGGAACCUUUUCUGCUGACUGUACAGGAGGGACCCUACCUGCAAGGCUUCCUCGAAGCAGACGUGAAUAAGUUUUUCCAAUUUUUUUUUAUUGUUUCUAGUAUUAAGAAUGUGCGUGUGGGGGAGAAGGCGGACGCGCUGUUCGGGACCUUUGCGGGUAAUUUCGUGCAGGUCGUUUGGGACUUCCUCGCCGGGGUGAGCGGGCACGUACCCUGCCGCCAAUCCCGCUUAAGUGGCCGCUUACCCCUGGACUGCUGCCACCUCCUGUGCGUCGCCCUGCACAACGCGCGCGUGCGGAACGCCCCCCUCAUGCACCGAGUGGCCACCGAACUUGUAGACCACCUAAACGACCACCACCGCCUCGACAAGCAAGACCAAGUAGAUGUAGCGAAGAAGCUCAUUAACAUCUACCUUGCCUAUGCCUCUCUACGCUGCGAAAAUUACCACCUCUAUGAAAAGCUCAACACGUUUAUAUAUAACCUCGUGGAGGACCUACCCUUGGCUAGCUGCCUAACUCUCUUGCUCUCCAUAGCGACCCUGAAGGAACAAAGCGGUUUUAACUUCCCCCUAUGUUUGCUCUCAUCCUUGGAGAAGCGCUUCUCUGCCAAAUUUUACUCCCUAGAUGUGAAGGACCUGCUCCUACUCAUUUACCUAUUAACCUACCUUAACCUUCACGUGGCAAACACAGAUGCUUACGUGUGCAUGCUGGAUCACCUCUUCCUCUUCCACAAAUUUGAAGCAUCGCUGGAAGAGGAACGGGUUAAGCUCUUUCAGAUUUACGUGAGCUUGCGGCAGUCCUUCCAGAGCGGCAUGUUGGGAGGACUGGACCCCGAGGGAGCAACUCAUACGAGCGGCAGCUGCCAUGAAGUAGACCUACACGAGUCAUCCCAGCGUGCGUGUCGAGAUAAGCUGCAACACGUCUUGCGGAAGGUACAAGCCAAUAUGCAGGUGGAGCAUGAGCAGAACCCGCCAGAGUACGCACAAGAGUUAGAUGAAGAAGUGAAUAACCUCUACGCACUGCUACACCAGAUGAGGGGACACCCCUUCUUCAUAAACAAUUUGAGGAAGAACCAAGUGGUCCUUGGCUACUACCUCAGUCAUAUCAGCUUCGAUCUUGAGCAAGAGGAGAACCCAAAAGGGGAGUCUCAAAAAAUUGCCAUCCUGUUUGACGCGGAUAGAAGCCAUUUCAGCGAUAACUCCUUUGACAUUUACUUUAACAUGAAGAGGAACCACCUGGCCAAGUUAAAUAUAAAGUGCCUCUCGAUUAAGCUCCACCAGUGGAGGGAGCUUUCUCCCGAGGAGCGGAGGCGGUUCAUUGGGGUGGAGCUAACACGGAUGUACCUCCCCAGGGCGACUUCUUCCGCGUAG
Messenger RNA from Plasmodium vivax (malaria parasite P. vivax), 1623 nucleotides. RefSeq lists its product as hypothetical. Bases 1 to 1623 code for a protein of 540 amino acids. The transcript has a single exon. NCBI's taxonomy places the organism in Eukaryota, Apicomplexa, Aconoidasida, Haemosporida, Plasmodiidae. The record is from RefSeq and is a predicted model, not a curated record.